Abrus precatorius (Indian licorice) is the source of this 573-nucleotide messenger RNA. RefSeq names its product vegetative cell wall protein gp1-like. The coding region runs from base 1 to 573 and encodes 190 amino acids. The record is from RefSeq and is a predicted model, not a curated record. The transcript has 3 exons. NCBI's taxonomy places the organism in Eukaryota, Viridiplantae, Streptophyta, Magnoliopsida, Fabales, Fabaceae.
AUGAGGGUCUCCGAUGACCUUAACUGGAGGAAAUAUGGAUCCACAGCGAGCGAUGAUUUAGGGGACGAACUCCGAGGGGAGAGAGGUCUGAACAUACAAUCCAACGACACGCCAUCUCAUAGUGACUACCUUCUUGCUGACAUCUUUGUACCCUUGCCAUCUGAGAAAAGUAUCAUCAUUCACCCACCUUCUCCAAACCAAACACCACCCUUUGAGCCUUCCAAAACCCUUGACAAAGGCAAAGCCCCUAUAAGCCUUGACCCAGCACCUACUUCUUGCCCCAGUUCUUCUUCUGCACCCGAGUGGAAAGACGUUGAAAUUGUUGAGUCUUCCAUCUGGCCCGUACCUCACUAUUCUCUGAGAAUCCCUGUACUUUCUACUAGUGAAUCUGGACCCUCUACACGAUGCCCAUCACCACCACCUCUGCCCAUUUCUCGUUCACCACCACCCACCAUUGGUUGGAUUGAUAACAACCCGGAUGACUUGUCGCCCUCCCUUCGUCCUCAACCAGCAGCUGAUUCUCCUGACUCUGAUGGAAUGGAAUCCAACCCUAGUAAGGAUUCUCUCCAUUAG